Panonychus citri (citrus red mite) is the source of this 1285-nucleotide messenger RNA. Its product is annotated as iron-sulfur cluster assembly 2 homolog, mitochondrial-like. The record is from RefSeq and is a predicted model, not a curated record. NCBI's taxonomy places the organism in Eukaryota, Metazoa, Arthropoda, Arachnida, Trombidiformes, Tetranychidae. Bases 437 to 901 code for a protein of 154 amino acids. Gene Ontology annotation, biological process: iron-sulfur cluster assembly. Gene Ontology annotation, molecular function: iron ion binding; 2 iron, 2 sulfur cluster binding; 4 iron, 4 sulfur cluster binding. Gene Ontology annotation, cellular component: mitochondrion. The transcript has a single exon.
AUUCCUGUUUUACCGAUUCUUUGAGUUAACAUUAAAGUUAAUUCCUUUUUCUUUGUUAAUUUUCACAAGUUAUAGGUUAGGUUUGGUUCGGUGUGAGACGUAAACCUAAUUAAUUAUAACAAUUGAAGGGCCUCGGACUAUCAACCUAUUCAGUAAGAAUCUCUAUGAUUAAACUAAUUAAACAAUUUCAACCUUAAACUUGUGAAAAUUAACAAAGAAAAAGGGAUUAACUUUAAUGUUCACUUAAAGAAUUAGUGAAACAAGAUUAUACCGAAACAAAAAUAACCUUCCAUUAGGCUAUUCUCACAGCAAAUCUCUCAGAUUUGUUGACAUUGGAAACAUGAGAAACUCAAACAAAUUGACUUCUCUUUAAAUUUAUCUCAUCUUUUCCAAUUGUUUCAUCUUAACAAUUAAUCAUCUUAAGUGAGAAUUAAUUAUGUUCCGAUAUCUACCUAAAGUUGUCGCUAAUCGACAUUUGAUCAACAAUUUAUCCCGUUUAUCGUCAACAUCAAGUUCACCCUCAUCUUUAUCAACAGAAACACCAAUGGUAACAACGCAAUUAGAUUGUGAACCCAUUUCACUAAUCAUCUCGGAUAAUUGUUCUAAACGAUUAAAACAAGUAACUGAAAAUGGUGAAUUUUUAAGGAUACAAGUUGAAGGUGGUGGAUGCCAAGGAUUUAGUUAUAAAUUUCAAUUGGAUAAUAAGAUUAACGAUGAUGAUCAUGUUUUCCAAAAAAAUGGUAGUUCAAUUGUUGUCGAUAAAACAAGUUUAGAAUAUAUUAAUGGAUCGAUGGUCGAUUAUAGUUCAGAGCUGAUUCGAAGUUCAUUUAGAAUUGUUAACAAUCCUAAAGCAGUACAAGGUUGUUCUUGUGGUGCCUCGUUCACAAUUAAACUGGAUUAAUAUCAACAAUCGAUAUUAACAACAAUCAUUUCCUUUAGGAAAAACAAAAAAAAAUAUCCUCUUCUUUUUUCCUCAUGUAAUCAUAACACAAAUUCAAAAUCGCUUCUUUAAAUUAACCGAAAACAAUCUCAUCGAAAAUACAAAAUGUUACCAUUAAUUGAGAAGAAAAAAAAACCAAAUCAAUCGAAACUUUUAAUCAACUGAUUAAAUCCAAUUGAUUUGAGCAAAUGCGACAAAUUGUAAAAUGAAAAUCAAGUGAUACGCAAGCUUCAAACUCCAAAUGUUUUGCAUAACAAAACAAAAUACCAAUUGUAUUUUAGUAUUUGUAUAAAUUGUCGACCCUUUAAUAAACACUCAGAAAUGAUUAACAAUAAACUAAUUAAA